Messenger RNA from Ceutorhynchus assimilis (cabbage seed weevil), 1987 nucleotides. NCBI's taxonomy places the organism in Eukaryota, Metazoa, Arthropoda, Insecta, Coleoptera, Curculionidae. The record is from the annotation of a GenBank genome assembly.
CGAACAGUACUGACCAAACUUUAUCGCAAUCGAGUGGUACUUCUCAGUGUUUUUGUGAUUUAUUUGUCCGAGAUUUUUAAUGCUGCUUAUUUUUUUCUGAGAUAACUAACUAUGGAAGAAUCACAAAUUAAAAAGUUUUACAAAGGAGCAAAUGUAUUCAUUACCGGAGGCACAGGAUUUAUGGGAAAAGCUUUGAUCGAAAAAAUACUCAGGGACACAGAAGUGGAAAGCAUUUACGUUUUGAUUCGAGAAAAGAAAGGGAAAACGGCACACAUGAGAAUAGAUUCGUUGUUUGACGAUGUGAUUUUUGAUCGCGUAAAAUCCCUAAAACCAAAGUGCAGAAAUAAAAUAGAAGCUAUUCCUGGAGACUGCUCGAUUGCAGGUUUAGGACUUUCCAUCACAGACAGACAAAAGCUGAUAUCCGACAUCAACAUAGUAUUGCACGUGGCAGCUACAGUUAAUUUUAACGAGCAGAUACAAUUGGCAUAUAACAUAAACGUAAAUGGAGUUAGGGAUGUAUUAAAUUUAUCAAGAGAAAUGAGAAAUCUCAAGUCUGUCGUUCAUGUAUCAACCGCAUACUCAAACUGCCAGCGAACGCAAAUUGACGAAAAAAUCUACGAUCAUCCCCUGAAAUGUUCCAGCAUCGAAGCUGUCCUGGAAAAAAUGACCGAACAUGAAACAAACAUGUGUACUAAACAAAUCUUGGGAGAUUGGCCAAACACUUACACGUUCACUAAAGCCUUGGCCGAAUCUGCAAUAAAAGAUUUGGCCGGUGACUUACCGAUUGGAAUUUUCAGACCUGGAAUUGUUGUCUCAACCUACAAAGAACCAGUGCCAGGUUGGAUAGACAAUCUUUACGGUCCCACUGGAGUAGCAGUUGGUACAAUUUCCGGAGUACUCAGAGUGUUUCCUUGCGAUCCACACAAAACUGCUGAGCUAGUACCAGUAGAUACUUGCGUUGCAGGUUUAGUGGCGGCUGCUUGGGAUGUUGCUGAGAGAAAAGAAGAAAGGUCGGCUGAAAAUAUCCCAGUCUACAACUACGUAUCGUCUCCAGAAAAUCCGAUUUCAUGGAUGGAAUUUGUAAAGCUAAACUACAUCCACGGGCCUAGAUAUACACCAUCAAAUGCCAUUUGGUACCCGUACAGCGUAAUAACUACAAAUCCAAUUUUUUAUUGGAUACUGAAGCUAGUCUUGCACAUUCUACCUGCUAUUUUUUUGGAUUUGGGCGCUUUAUUAACUGGAGGAAAAGCAAGGAUGUUAGGAUUGUACAAAAAAAUCCACACGUUUACGGAAGUCCUGCAGUGGUUCUCCACAAGAGAAUGGCAGUUUAGUAAUAAAAAUACACAAAACUUAUGGAGGAAAAUGAAUAAAACUGACCAAGAGCUGUUUCCGAUGAGCAUAACUACAGUAUCCUGGCUCAUAUUUUAUAGAAAUUAUGUUAAAGGUGUCAGGAAAUACUUGUUAAAGGAAUCUGAUUCCAGCUUGGUUGACUCAAGGGCUAAAACUAGGAGAUUCAGAAUAGCUCAUAAAACUCUUACAUUUAUUACCAUGGGAAUCGCAAGCACGUUUGUGUUUUCGUUAAUCAGCCGAAUGAUUAAUUUCAUUUUUGGUUAGUUAGUUUAUAUCAAAUUGUACUUUUAUAUUUUUGAUAUUAUAAGUAAUAACUAUUUGCCAUUGUCAAAACUUGUAUGUGUAUAAAGUAGGUGAACCAAUUAAUUGAAUAUUGUGAUAUUUGCUAAUUUUAUUAUGGGAUUGGGUUCAUGCAACCUUACAAUCGAUUAAAUAGUAUUAAGUUUAUACUUUGAUGAAAAAAAUAACAUGGUGAGUUAGCAAUAAUAUUGUUUGGGUUAACUUAUUGGUGAAAUUAGAUGUAAAAUAAUCACAUUUGAUGUUGACUGUAAUUGAUUUCUGUGUCUACUCGUGUGAAUCUGCUUUUUUUGCUCUGUCCUAAUAAAGCUUCUGUAUGUACAUAAUGGUAGAUUAAUAA